Messenger RNA from Phytophthora nicotianae INRA-310, 1659 nucleotides. RefSeq lists its product as hypothetical. The transcript has 2 exons. Lineage: Eukaryota; Oomycota; Peronosporomycetes; Peronosporales; Peronosporaceae. Gene Ontology annotation, molecular function: glycosyltransferase activity. The record is from RefSeq and is a predicted model, not a curated record. Bases 1 to 1659 code for a protein of 552 amino acids.
AUGGGGUGGCAAACCACGAGCACAUGCUCAAAACCGCAAAAGCCAGUGACGCAGACAACUUUGAGCCAUGCAUACAAGAAGCUUUGCGAGGAUUUGCAGUCGUCGAUUUCCAAGUGGAGUGGCUUCAGUUAUCUCGCUACCGUCAUGGUCAAGUGGAGUGCAGAAGGCGAGGAGCCUUCACGCGGCCGUCGGAGCUGGGCGUUGCUGCUCCUCGUGCCUCUUGUGGCUGUGGGACUUUUUACUCUAAUUGUGGAGACAACGUCGCUGCUCGGACCACCGGGCGAUAAACUACUCGGUCUGCAUCGCGCAAUCGGCUUGACAUGGCGCCACCGCUUCAGCUACUACUUAUCGCCCGACGAGGUCGUUCCAGAUGAAGACCUACUGCACCUAAGUUUACUACACGAAGUGUGCAUUACCGACACCAAUACUUCGGUUCCAUGGCAGUUCGGUUCACCUGGAAACCAAGCUGUAGGAGGAACAGCCAAUAACUCCCAUGUCCUGAUGCACAAGAACGACAAGGAUCUACUCCAGAAGCUUCGUCAGUGUCCGAGUGUCGACGUUUACCUGCCGCAUAACAUGCAUACCAACGGCUAUUGCGAGGACGCUGUCGCCUUUGUCAAAUAUCUGGAAUCUCGACUGCUGCCUGGGUGGAUUCUAGAGACCAAGUUCUUUGACACUGAUUUGGGGCGUGAAGUGGAUUAUUUCGACUUGUGUCCUAAAACACCCAUGCUUUUCCUGGAUCAUCAUUGGGGUGGAGUGACGGUAUCACCACGAUGGCCGAAAGAAAAACCCAUUUACAUGGUUCCCAACAUCGAAAUAGUUGAACUAACUCCAAUGCACUACUGGGGAGUUGAUGCAGUGCUAUGCAAGACAAACGAAUGCUACGAUCGAGUGACGAAAUGGUACGAACAAGAGGGCAAUCCACGCAACGCCAAGGUGUUUUAUACAAAACACACGUCAACAGAUCCGGGUUUAUUCGUCCGCAAGCGCUUGGGCGAAUACGCUGUGGCAGAUAAGGAUUUCUCCGAAAUCAAAAUGCUGCAUACAGCAGGUAUCAGCACUACGAAAGGAACAAGAGAAGUUCUAGAGUGCUGGACGUACACUGCAGGUUUACCGCCACUCGACGUAUACAUUGACCGCAAGCCGUUCUAUCGCUUGUUUCCGGCCUCAUACAAACUGAAGAUCGCGCGAAGUCUCAGUCCUGUGAGUAUCCACCUGGGUAUGAUGAAUCGCAUGAAUUACAGCAAAGUCGUUGCAGACGCCUCGUUUAUUGUAAACCCAAGCUAUAGUGAAGGCUAUGGGCACAUUAUCAACCAGGCGCGAGCGUCGGGCGCUGUUGUUAUAACCAACGAUGUACCUCCGAUGAAUGAGAUGAUUAUAGCAAAUGAGUCGGGGAUAUUGGUAUCGGUGAAACGUGAGAAGCAUCCGAUGGUUGUGCUAGGCGGCAAAUACAAAGGAGAGCAUGGAUUAAAAGGUUUUGGAGGACUUGUGGCUGCCUUUGAAAGCUCCGACGUGUGCCAAGCUGUUCACCGAUUAAUGUGGUUAACCACGCCUGGAGAUCGUGCUGAAAUGGGUCUGAACGCCCGUCGACAAUACCAUUCAGAUACGAAAUACUUUGCCAGUGCAAUGCAGGAAGUACGAGAAUAUGCCAAGAAAUAA